Messenger RNA from Aethina tumida (small hive beetle), 977 nucleotides. Its product is annotated as RNA-binding protein Rsf1. The transcript has 2 exons. Bases 114 to 704 code for a protein of 196 amino acids. Gene Ontology annotation, molecular function: RNA binding. Gene Ontology annotation, cellular component: nuclear speck. The record is from RefSeq and is a predicted model, not a curated record. NCBI's taxonomy places the organism in Eukaryota, Metazoa, Arthropoda, Insecta, Coleoptera, Nitidulidae. Gene Ontology annotation, biological process: mRNA splicing, via spliceosome.
UUGUAGAAGUGCAUAGAGUUGCCGCAAACAUCAAUAAUCACGAAAGCCACACUCGUGUCAGCCAAGACAAUUUCUUCGUAUUCAACGCUGAUCUACGCUUCGAUAAUUGGAAAAUGGGCGACCGAGACCAAGACAAGGGAGCCAGAGUGUACGUCGGAGGUUUGACCGACACCAUUAAAAAAGAGGACUUAGAAACCGAAUUCGAAAAGUACGGGAAAUUGAACUCGGUGUGGGUGGCGUUCAAACCGCCCGGUUUCGCAUUCAUCGAGUUCAGUAACGCGGACGAUGCGGAAACUGCGUGUGAUAAUUUGAACGGCACCGAUUUCUUGGGCUCGAAACUGAGAGUGGAGAUCGCUAGGGGCAAGAGCCGCAGAGGCGGCGGUGGUGGCGGCGGCGGUUUCAGAGGCAGAGGCCGCAGCGGCCCGCCGUACAGGGGCUCGAGCUACGGCAGCUCCGACCGGGGUUUCCGGGGCAGCAGUCGUGGUGGCAGGCCCUCCGGCGGCUUUUCCGACCGGUACUCCAGCAACGGCGGCCCCAUGAGGUCGGGCGGCAGGCGCUUCGGCAGCCGCGACUUUCAGCGCAGGAGCGACGGGUUUGAGAGGAACGGCUUCAACGGCAGAGGCGGCUCCAGCGGCAGGCGAUUCGAGAGCGGGCCCAGGUUCCGUUCGAGGUCACCCAACGUCGGCGGCCCCCAGAGGCACUGAACGAAACAAAAAGACUUUUCGAUUUUUCAACUGGUUUUUCAUUUAAUUAAUAUUAACGAUGAUUUUGUCUUAUGUUAAGAUUUUUUUGGGGAAUAACAACUAUGUAAUAUUAUUGUAUUAUGAGACUGUUUACUUACAUAGUUAACUCAGUUUGUAAUUGCAGAUUUAUUACUGUGAUGUUAUUAGUUUUAGUUAAGUUCUUAUUCAUGCUGUUUAAGUAGGCUCACUAUUUAUGUAAAUAUUUCGUGUCCAAAUAAAUAUAUUUGAAAUGUU